AUGGCAUUUAUCUCGCUGCUUUCAAGUUGUCCGUACCUGUGCACUGCAGCAACAUCGGCCAUCGUGCAUAUUGCUAACCUCCAUCACUGUCCAUCCGUGCAACGCUCUGGCGGCUGGCUGCUUCACGAUCCUCCCUCCCUCGCUCCUCGCUCCUUGCUUCCUCACUUUGCCCCAGCUCCCAGACAGAGCAACGACCACCGACCGCCUCACUCUCCCUCCUCCAAUCAUCAAUUGCAUCGUCCACCACACGACUCACGCCUCGUCAGCACCUUUUUAUCCACAAUAUGGGACGUCAACCCUACCUCGCCAAGCCAAGCGUCCUGGCUUCCCGCGGCACAGGCGGCACAGGCCACCAUGUCGCUCUCUUGUGGCCUUUGGCCACGCUCCAAGUCCCGUCAGUCUAGCUCCAAAGACAAGCGCGGCCGCAUGCGAACCAUGUCGAUUUUUGGCAACACUCAUGGCCAGGCAACCGGCGCGUUGCAUAAAAUGGUCAAAUUUACAGCCUUUGCCUCCCCCAAAGCCCCUCCGCUGGAAGGCCAGUUCCCGGCAGACAGCCGCACCGGCACCGUACAUCUGCCCGCCGAUAUUACCAGUGUUCUCAACGACGUUUACGACCAGCUGCGAGGCGACGACAAAUUCCUGUCUAGGAGUAAGUUUGAACACUUCUUGCGCCAUACCCAGGGCGAGAAAAGAGUGGCCUUGCCGGACAAAUCCUACACGGUCGGCGACUUCCAAGCGACAUGGUAUUUCAACUACUCAUGGGAUGCUGCUGCGCCGUUGCCUAAAAAGGACCUCACACGGCCAAUAACAGACUACUUCAUAAGUAGCAGCCACAAUACGUAUCUCGAAGGACAUCAAGUCCUCUCCAAGAGCUCACCCCAAGCCUACAAAAAUGGAGGUCGUUGUAUAGAAAUCGAUGUUUGGAACGGGGACUCAGCAACACCAAGGUCAAGUUCAAAGUCUCCCGCCAUCCACCAUGACCGCCACACAUCAUCUGCUUCAUUGACGCAUGCCUAUGACGAAUUUCGCGAAACUACGAGAAAAUACCUUGGCAGCACUUCACACUCGAGAAGCGUCAGCUGCAACAGUGCGACUCUAGUUGAAGAUUCACCUAAAUCGAGCAUCCACGCAUUUCCAGCUACCACAGAUAAAAACGAACUUUUACAUCUGCCACAUCCAUCUGCCACCAGAGGUCGCAGCCCUAUUGCCAAGGGAGAGCCAUGGGUUCGCCAUGGGCCCCUGUUGACCUACUACUGUGGCUUUCGCGAGGUUGCCGAGGCCAUCAGAGACACUGCCUUUGUCGCCAGUGACCUGCCCGUAAUCAUUAGUUACGAGAUGCAUGCCGAUCUGGACCAACAGGAAGUCAUGGUCAAGAUCAUGGAAGAAGUAUGGCAAGACAUGCUCCUCGUCGUCCCCCACGACGAGUGUGAUCCCCGCUCCCAAGUACCGCGACUCGAGCAACUGCGCGGCAAGAUCCUCGUCAAAGCAAAGAGAGCACACGAAAUAUCUUCACAGCCCGUUAUAUCCCUCUCUGCGCCUACAACACAGACGGAACUCGGCCAUGACACCGAGCUGUCACAGCAAGUCGCCAAGUUGGGCAAGUCAGUGUCUGCCUCUGCGGCAUGCACUCCGCUCCAUGACUCCAAUUCAAAAGUACUCAUCCAUGAAAAGCUCAAAAAUCUUGCCAUCUACACUCGAGGCGUGAAAUUUGAAGGCCUCGAUACCAAGCAAGCAAAGCAGCCCAAUCACAUCUUCUCCAUCAGUGAGGACGACAUUUUCGCACUCGACCAAAAACAGCACCGCGCUUUGUUCUUGCACAACAAAAGCUUCUUCAUGCGGAGCUAUCCGGAUGGCAUCAAGAGGGUCAAUAGUUCAAACUACAACCCCGCCUACUUUUGGCGCAAGGGAGUGCAAAUGGUCACGAUGAAUUGGCAAUACCCUGAUGAUGGCAUGAUGCUCAACUAUGGCAUGUUUGCUGACGAGAUGGGUUGGGCUCUCAAGCCGCCUGGCUACCGAAACUCUGAUACGUCGAGCCAGACACAGCACGAAGCGGCCACGGUGCACACGAUGGAUAUGACCUUGACCAUUUUCAAGGCGCAGCACAUACCUGUGAAGGGCCAUGGAGAGGAAGCUGAACACCACGGGUCUACCCUGCACACCUUUACCAGGGCCGAGAUUCGUACGGGACGGUUUAUUGAUUUCAAAAAGGACAGCACUCUCGCCGAUGACACCCAUGCCAAGAAGACUCAUGUCUAUAAAUCGGAUCACCCAUACUAUGGUCGAGCCGGCGAAACGCUGACAUUCAAAGAUAUCCCCAAUGUCGUCGAGGAGCUCAGCUUCCUGCUCAUCAAAAUCGACGAGGUAGGGGUCACGGGUGUGAUCAACUGGCCAACCCGGGCGUGGGCGUGCAUACGGCUCGAUCGUCUUCAGCCAGGCUAUCGUUUCAUACAAUUGAUGGACAUGACUGGUCAUGCUGUGCCAGAAGGCCGGCUGUUUGUCAAGGUCACCAAGAAGCUUCGAUGA
Molecule: messenger RNA, 2523 nt
Organism: Cordyceps militaris CM01
Lineage: Eukaryota; Fungi; Ascomycota; Sordariomycetes; Hypocreales; Cordycipitaceae
Product: phospholipase C
Exons: 6
Coding region: 1-2523 (840 amino acids)
Biological process (GO): phosphatidylinositol-mediated signaling; lipid metabolic process
Molecular function (GO): phosphatidylinositol-4,5-bisphosphate phospholipase C activity
Source: RefSeq, a predicted model, not a curated record